AUGGCGGACGAAGGCAAGUCCGUGGCGAAGGUGAUCGACGGCAAGGCCAUCGCGAAGCAGAUCCAUGGCGAGGUGGCUGAGGGGGUGGCCAAACUGAAAGAGGCCACUGGGAAGGUCCCAGGGCUGGCUGUGAUUAUAGUGGGGGAGCGCAAGGACUCGCAGACGUACGUGCGGAUGAAGGUGAAGGCGUGCCAGGAGGUGGGGAUCGCGUCAUUUGAAGGGAAGCUUCCUGGCGAUGCCAGCCAGGAUGACGUCAUCGCUGCAGUCAGAGAGUUCAACGCCAACCCUGACGUGCAUGGCAUUCUGGUUCAGCUGCCCCUGCCGGCGCACAUCAGUGAGGAGGCGGUGCUGGCUGAGGUGGCGCUGCCCAAGGACGUGGACGGCUUCCAUCCAAUCAACAUCGGCCAGCUGGCGAUGAAGGGGCGCCACCCGCAGUUCGCCCCGUGCACUCCCGAGGUGGGGAAGGGUGGCGUGCAGAUCAGUGGGCAGCGGGCGGUGGUGAUUGGCCGCAGCAACAUCGUGGGCAUGCCCGCUGCGAUGCUAUUGGUGGAGAGGGACGCCACGGUUACCAUAGUGCACUCGAGGACCAAGGAGCCCAAGGAGAUCGUGAAGCAGGCGGACAUUGUGAUCGCUGCCAUUGGGAAGGCCCAAAUGAAACCCAAGCGGAUCGUGAAGCAGGCGGAUAUUGUGAUUGCUGCCACUGGGAAGGCUCAGAUGGUGAAGGCGGACUGGUUGAAACUGGGGUGUGCAGUGAUCGACGUGGGGAUCAAUGCAGUGGACGACGCAAGCAAGAAGGCGGGGUACCGGCUGGUGGGGGAUGUGGACAAUGAGGGGGGCAGGGAGGUCAAAGCCGACUGGUUGAAGGCGGGGUGUGCAGUGAUUGACGUGGGGAUCAAUGCAGUGGACGAUGCGAGCAAGAAGGCGGGGUACCGGCUGGUGGGGGAUGUGGACUAUGAGGGGGCCAGGGAGGCUCUCACACAACCACCCGCCUCCUCGCUUCCUCCCCUCUUAUUCCCCUCUCCUUCACCUCUCUUCCCUCUCCUUCACAUUUCUUCCAUCUCCUUUCCCCCUCCCUUACCCUAUCUUUCACCUCUCUUGCCCUCUCUACCCCACCAGGUAAAGGCGGACUGGUUGAAACCAGGGUGUGCGGUGAUCGACGUGGGGAUCAAUGCGGUUGAUGAUGCGAGCAAGAAGGCAGGGUACCGGCUGGUGGGGGAUGUGGACUAUGAGGGGGCCAGGGAGGUGGCCGGGUCAGGGGCACUUGCUGAGCUGGCACCUGUGGAGGUGGCGCUUGCUGAGGUGGCACUUGCUGAGCUGGCGCCGGCUUGA
Closterium sp. Naga37s-1 is the source of this 1329-nucleotide messenger RNA. The record is from the annotation of a GenBank genome assembly. Lineage: Eukaryota; Viridiplantae; Streptophyta; Zygnematophyceae; Desmidiales; Closteriaceae.